UUCAAUUUGAACAACCUCUGGAGGGCAUGCAUACCUUUAUGAACCCUGGUGGUGGGUUGGAAUGAUCUCAAGAUGUUACUAUGAAGAUAAUAUCAUUUUCUACAAACAUCUCCAUUCACAGCCAUUGUUAAGUGAACGGAGAUGCCAGCAUUGUGGAAUUAGUGAGAAGUCUACUCCAGCUAUGCGUCAAGGUCCGGCUGGUCCAAGAUCUUUGUGCAAUGCCUGCGGGCUUAUGUGGGCAAAUAAGGGAACUCUGAGAGAUCUCAGCAAAGCAGGAAGGACUGCCUUUGAACAAAAUGAACUGGCAAAAUGGUAUUAUUAUAUACUUCUUCGGUUGGUUGAUGUGGAGGAAAAUUUUCUUGUUCCGAAGGCGUAUCAAUACACAACACUUACAAGUGUGAUGCUGCUUGACUGCUGGUCAAUUCCAUCCGUCAGCAUGGAAAAUGAUAUAAUUAAUUAUAUUGACUUCAAUUAUGAUUGUGUGUCAAAUGAAAUGGAAUACGAUGGACUAGGAAACGAUAUACUUGAUGAAAUGGAAGAUGACCUAUUGAAUGACUUGCCUAUCAAUAUGUCAAGUGUCAUUCCAUUAUCACCGACAGAGAAUAUUAAUGGUUCCAUUGAGGUAGGAAUGGAAUUUCUCGAAUGGAAGGAUAUAGUAUACUUAUAG
Gastrolobium bilobum is the source of this 667-nucleotide messenger RNA. RefSeq lists its product as uncharacterized. The record is from RefSeq and is a predicted model, not a curated record. Gene Ontology annotation, molecular function: zinc ion binding; transmembrane transporter activity; sequence-specific DNA binding. The coding region runs from base 62 to 667 and encodes 201 amino acids. Gene Ontology annotation, biological process: transmembrane transport; regulation of DNA-templated transcription. The transcript is spliced from 6 exons. NCBI's taxonomy places the organism in Eukaryota, Viridiplantae, Streptophyta, Magnoliopsida, Fabales, Fabaceae. Gene Ontology annotation, cellular component: membrane.